Bombus huntii is the source of this 6106-nucleotide messenger RNA. RefSeq lists its product as uncharacterized. Gene Ontology annotation, molecular function: aspartic-type endopeptidase activity; nucleic acid binding; zinc ion binding. The transcript is spliced from 4 exons. NCBI's taxonomy places the organism in Eukaryota, Metazoa, Arthropoda, Insecta, Hymenoptera, Apidae. The record is from RefSeq and is a predicted model, not a curated record. Gene Ontology annotation, biological process: proteolysis. The coding region runs from base 4021 to 5922 and encodes 633 amino acids.
GAUACUUUCAGCGACAAAGGGUCAAUAUUGCUUUAGUAUAUUUCGUCACAUAUACAUGUAUAUCUAUAUGUCGGAGAUGAAAGGACACCGGAACCUUUGGAUAGCCCCGAAACAUUGCAAUCUAAAGUCUACUAUAACUGUAACUAAACUAUUGUAGUUAUUCAAUCCGAUUGUAAUUGUUCGAGAUUAGUGACGGUGAGCUUUGGCUCGAGGUGACAGUCUGUCGCCCAACGUAGCCGCGGUCAAGGGAUGAACGCUUUGCCUAACAAAGGUAUGGAGUAAUUCUAUAGCUCUCCUUAAAAGAAAUAUUCGUGGCGACACGCGACAGUAAACAUUUCAACGGUUUCUGUCCCGUGGCUCGCCACACGCAGACCCUAUUCUUCGAGUAAGAUGAUUGCCAGAUGUCGAUGCGUCUCCGCAGUACAUGUUCGGCUAGCCCGAGGGCCCGUUAUAAAUCUUAAGAUUUAGUCAACUAAAGUCCUUCAAACAGACAAACGGUCUUUGUCCCAACUACGGGAAGAAAGGGGAGACAUAUUUUUCAACGGGCGGCGUCUCCCACUAGCAACUUUCCCUCGAGGGCGGCUAGCAUCUUUUUCUAACCACCGAUAUGGAGAUUGACCAAUUGACCAAUUAGCAGCAACGUCAAUUUCACUUACUUCCUAAACGAAGGCUUUCCUCGACGAAUCCGAUGAUCUCGUGUCCUUAGACACACCCCAUUAUAGUUUUCCUCUGUGGCAUCAUCGGGACGGGAAGGGCAUUCUUUUACGCGCUCCAGUCGACCAAAGAGUAACGUCUUUACGCUCAGCAAUUAUUUUUACGAGUCAGACUUAGAUUCAGCGAGAACGCCCAUCUGUCAUCCCGUUGGCCGCGGAUUCGUUAUUGAACCGGAGACCACUCUCACUAGUGUCGCGGACGUCUCACCGCCGUGGUAGAUUGUCAAACCUGUGUUAUUCAUACCUGUGUCAAUAAAUCGUAUCUUCGUUACACCGCAACGAUGGUUACCUUCAAUGAAGACUCCUCAAACACCGACAACCCUAUCCCCAAUGUCAUUCCGACAUAUAUAUCCACCGAAAAUGCGCUCUUGUAGACAAACGCUCGAUUCGCGUCAUAGCUUUUAAAGCUUGUCGCAUCUCAAUCCGUUGGAAAAAGUUUUUCCUGUAGCAUAUUUUAUUUUUACGAACCAACAAGGUCUUUGUUUAUUUCCUUCUGUUUUUUGCUCCAAUUUCCCCAUUGUUUUUUCAAGGAUAGUAUUUCAGAGCCACUAGUCGAGUUUAUUGUAACAAUAAACGUACGUUUCGGAAACAUUUUGUGCUGUGAAACAGAAUACACUAAAGUUUGAAGAUCACAUCGAUUUUCGAAAGUUUAUAAAUGGAGGUGUAUGACAGUAUCACCAGCUGUUGCUGUCCAAGUAACUCCAACAUCGAAAUACUACAACGAUUCCAAUCGAAAACGCUAAGAGCCUUAAUAGACGCACCUUGGUAUGUUACCAACGAAACCAUCCAUCGCGACCUCAAGAUACCUACAGUCAAAGAGGAAAUAGCAAGAUAUAGCGACAGAUAUAGCAAAAGAGUCAACAAACACCGAAACCCCCUAAUCACUGGACUACUCGAUACGACGGAUCAGAUUCGAUUUCUUUUUACUACAGACAUGCAAGAAAUUCCGUGUUGGAGAGCGAUGUUGCGAGUUCGAGUGCCUGGACCAUCUGAAGAACGUUACCGGAACUGGUAUAGUUUAUGUCGUUGAUGAUAAUAAUUCCUCCACGACUCAGCAACAAGAGCUACUCUGGGUGAUGAGCUUAAUGGUGCUGUUGCGGCUAUUUUAAUUUUUCAACAGGGAUCCAAAUGGCGCCGUUGACGAAAUUCUUUCAUUAUAAACGUCAACGAUCAACAUCAGCCAUCAGGGAACGAAGAAGGUACGCUGUAACGUGUCUGAGUAAUUAUACCUCGAGGAGCACAUACAGUUAUGUAAUGAAGAUUCGUAUGUGAGUGUUUGUUUUCUUAUUUCUUUUCCCUUUGUUUCAUUUGAAUGGAUUUUUGUACUCAAAGAGCGAGGUAAGAUUACGUCAGAUACGUUUUUACAUAUGCUAAAAAAAUGGAAAAUGAUGAUGAUGAAUCAAUGACACGUAGAAAAUUAUAAUCUAUUGUAUUGCUGUUAUCUAAUGGUGUUGUAAUUGACUGUAUGGUGGAUGUAUCUAAUGGUGUUGUAGUUGACUGUAUGUUGUUCAAUAUUGCCAUGAAACUCUUCUGAUUCAUUGUCACUUAUACGAAGUAUGGAAGUAUACGAAAUUGAUAAAAUUAUUAAUAAUAUUUACGAAGAGAAAGUAAACUGUUGGAUAUAUGACAAAAUAAUUCUAUUUUAAAUAAGAGACUGGUCAGCGUGGUUAUUUUGUUUACAAAAUCAAACGAAUUUAAUGAAUGUAAUGAAUUUGUUCUUAACCUCUUGCUUCAUAACUUCCUUAAUUAUACUCUUCAAACUUAUUGACUACUUCGACGUUGUUAGGAACAGAAACUGAUAAAAUAUUAAUCUUAAAUAUAGAUUGAAAUGAAAGCUUGUCAGGUAAAUAUAUACAUAUAUAUGUACUACUUACUCAAACUAAGGAUCACAUAACCUAUACAAAAAAAAAAUUAUUGUACACUAUAAAGCAAGAGGUUAAAUCUUUAAUCUGUUAAGAAUUAAAUUUUUUAUUGUAACUGCGAAAAUUAUAAAAGUACCAAGCGAAGCAAGUACGGAAUAUAUGCGGAAUAUGAAUCGCUCAACGAACCAAAGAGCGGCUCAGUGACAAAAUUAGUAAAGUAAAGACCACAAAUAUUACAACAUUAUAUUCUACCACAAAAUAAUUCUCUAUACAAAAAAGGUAUACAAUGAAUCGAUUUUUCACAACGAUAGGAGUCAACAGAACCAAUCAAGACCAGGCGAGACUCUCAUAAGACAACGAUAUCAGAGGGAUCAAAUCAGCGACUUCAAUCUAUGUUACAGAGUAUAGUUAUCAAGAAAAAUUGCUCUUUUCAUGAAAAGUGUGGUAAUGAUACUUUUAUAAUACAUUGUAUAUCUGGCAGUCGGAUGUGCCCGUGGCCAUCGGAAAUGUAAAGACGACGCUUUUAGAAAGUGAUAGCGCCAUCGCGUUUUAAAAACGCGUUAGAAGAAGGACGGUUUCGCUAUCCAAGGCGAAUCGAAAAGUGUGCGUGUUGCGAGAAUCAGAGUUGAUCGAGACGUCGAAGCAUAGAGUCGUUAGAAUUGAGUUGCGAGUGUUGUCGAGUGUUAGAGUUGCUAGUGAGAGAGAGAGAGAGAGAGAGAGAGUUACCAAAUAGUUGUCAAGUUAUUUGUUGUAAAUACGAGCGUUGCAUUUAGUUUUCCUGUUAAUCAAACAUCGUUUCUCUGUCUAACUAAUAUCUGUAUUUUCAAUCCAUUAUUAAUAUAUUCCGAUAUUACAAGUGGGGGCUCGUCCGGAAUUGAAUAAGACAGAGAAACGAUACGAUUUAACGGAGCUAUUUGUGCGGAAGUAGAAAAGAAUAGAAUAAAAUGGCAAACGUUGAAGACGAACGAUUGUCGGGUGAAGAGGAUUUGACGCUGGAGGAGCUGAGGAGUAAGCUCGCACAGAUGAAUCUGCCUAUAUCCGGUGCGAGAUCAGUGCUGGUUGCCAGGUUGAACAGAGCGUGCAAACCUGGUCGAUCUACUCCUAAGGAUUCGAAGCGUGGCGAAGAACCAACAAACCAGCGAGAUCUAAGAAGCAAGCAGAGAGCCGAACGCAGUCAAGAGGGAGAGGAAGACCUCGAGAAGCUGAGGACGAAAGAGCUGAGAGCGCGUCUCGUUAGCUUGGGGUUGAAGGUAACGGGAAGAAAAUCCGAACUACGCGCGCGGCUACAGGCGGCCCUAGAAGGAGACGAUGUAUCGUCGGAAGAAGAGAGCUCCGACGAAAGUGAAGGCGAGGACGAUAAACAAGGCGCGCGAGAAUACAGGAGAGGCACGCGAGCGGUGUAUCAGGACCGCGAUGAGUAGCAGCAGAAGGUAUGCGUCGGUUCGAUGUUGAGUCUUAAAGACGUGGAAGACUCAUUAGAGAAAUUCAGCGGGGAUGAUCUGCUGAGGGUAAAUCAGUGGGUGGAAGACUUCGAGGAAAUGGCAGAAGUGUGGGGUUGGUCAGACGCCCACAUGGUGGCCUAUGCUAAGAAAUUACUCGCAGGCUCCGCUCAGGCCUUCGUACGACAAAAACGAUGCGCGAAGUCCUGGGCAAAGCUAAAAAAGGCGUUGAGGAAUGAGUUUGAAAAUGUAGUAAGCGACCAACAGAUACAUGGCGAGUUAUCCCAUAGAAAGAAGAAAGCAGAUGAGAGUCUGCAACAAUAUAUGUAUCACAUGUGCGGGAUUGCAAAACAAGGAAGGGUUGAUACGCAAUCCUUGAUAGACUACAUUAUUCAAGGCAUUCCCGACGAGGUCGCGAACAAGACUGUGCUAUACGGAGCCAGGAAUAUCGAGCAAUUAAAAGAGCGUUUCAGGCGCUACGAAGCGAUAAAAAGAGAUAUGGAGAUGAGGACGAAAUUUGAGGAGCCGAAGAGUAGCAGGGUAAAGCCGGUGGCGAAGCUGUCCGAAACCGAGAGGAACAAGGAACCCGGUCGAUCUGGAGAUGCGAGGAAGGCGCGAUGCUACAAUUGCGGUGAUGCGGAGCACGUGUGUGCGGAGUGUCCGAGCAAGUCGAGAGGACCUAAAUGCUUCAAAUGUAGGGAGUACGGACACAUCGCUUCAAGUUGCGACAAUUUGGGUGAGCCCUCAAAAAAAGUUUACAGCGUGUUUCGGUCGUUACAAACAAGGCGUGGUAAGGAUGUUAAGAUGGAAAAUUUCGAAUUGAGCGCGUUGAUAGACACCGGUAGUGAGCUGACUCUAAUGCGAGCAGAUCAGCAUGUGAAAAUCGGAGCGCCCAGAUUAAGUCGGGAAAUCGUUGGAUUUCGCGGUGUCGGUUCCGGAAGUAAUUUUACGCUCGGGAAAUUUUCGACGAACAUUAUUAUAGACAAUGAGUCGUACUGUAUAACCAUACACGUAGUUCCAGACACAGUGAUGCAACAUUCGCUUAUUAUUGGCGCAGACUUUUUGGACACUGUUGAAAUAACUAUAAAAGGGGGAGAAUCUUUUAUUAGUAGAAUAAAGGACGAAAAUCCCGAUGAGUGUCCGGAAGUCCUCAAGAUAGAUGUAGAGACACAGGCGAGUGAGAUAGAUUUGUCACACGUUAAGGACAUGCAACAUAGGCUAAAAAGAGAUUUGAAGAGAACCAAAGCAUUGCUAAGAGACGCUCAAACGAUGCUGGAGAGAUCAAAAGGUGACUCGACGGGUAAAGCAGCUUUACGACAGCUGAAGAACCAGUUAGAAGAUGCAGAAUGCGCUAGAGCAGUUGCAGUUAAAGCGAAACAGGCACUGGAGCAAGAACCGAAUGAGACGCUGGCUUCGUUGCAGGAAGUACUGCGGCAACGUUCCGAAGCAGAAGAUCGUGUUAAUGUAGCUAGUCGCGAACGAACUGAGCUACUGUCGCAAUUGGAAGAAAAUAAAGAAGAGUUAGCAGAAGUUUUGAAGAAGUAUCGGGCAGCUGUGCAGCAAGUGUCGGAGGAACGGAGAAUAGUGGCAAGACACGUGGUGAUUGGUAAAGUGGACCAAGAGAUGGUGUCCUCGUCGGAUUCUUGCGGCCAGCAGGAGGACUUAGCGAACAUCACGAGGAGGAAGAAUCUGGCUAAGGAUGUUGUUGAUGAUAUUUGCGAAUUUACUGAGAAGGAUAGCGUUGCGGGUGCGAGGGUUGUUUCAAGUUUUCGGAUAGACUCGAAGAGAGUGAAUGCAAGGCGAACGAAAAGACAAGGGAAGUCGCACGUGCGGAAUCCCUCCAAUAAUAUCGAUAUACAGAGGAUGUGGAUGACGAGGACGACGAUGGGAUUGUCGAGGACACGAUGAACGUGAAGACCUUCGAAAAAGAAGAGAUCAUAGUCUCGGUAGAUGGUAAGUUGUUAACGUCUUCCAUGUACGAACCGAGCCUACGAAAAUGUCACGAUGCUGCCACGACGAUCAAAGCCCCUGACAAGAGUGAAAUGGGUAAACAAACAACGGAGAGGAAGAUAGAGGAAGAGCGAAAGAGGAG